Molecule: messenger RNA, 798 nt
Organism: Aspergillus thermomutatus
Lineage: Eukaryota; Fungi; Ascomycota; Eurotiomycetes; Eurotiales; Aspergillaceae
Product: DUF3632 domain-containing protein
Exons: 2
Coding region: 1-798 (265 amino acids)
Source: RefSeq, a predicted model, not a curated record
AUGUCUUCUCUUCACCUCGAAUUAAAGGACGACGAUCCAUGGUUCGUCGAGGAAAAAAUCUUCAAGAUCCUGGUGAACUACCUACAAGAUCCCACCGCAUCCCCCGCAGCCACAGCCCAAGCACUAGAUCGACUGUUUCCUGCGAACCGUCCUGACCAAGAUCAACCCGCAGACGAGCCCCGCGAGGACCCAGGAAGCUUUCUCUGGCACUUCUGGGGCGUGGUUCAUAACGUGGCUCAGCAGAUACCCUACACGGCUCCUGAACAUGACAGACUCGCAGAGCUGAUCAAAGCCUUGAAAGGUCUAUCUUCCCAGACAAAAACUGUCUACAUGGCGUCAUGGGACCAGGCCUUUGACCUGUGGGGAGAUUUGCCGAUGCUGGGUCCGACGUUCAGGGAAUUGUAUGAUCGCAUGGUAUCUUUGAAUGAUGAGGAGGAGCGCGAACAUUGGCAGAGCUUGAAUGCUUACGCUGCUCGCUUGACUAGAGAUGGCUCUGCUGAUUUGAUCCUUUUCGCGAAAUAUGCCAUCGAAGGACUAUUAGAAGAAGAUUUGGAGCACGGGCUCGUCGGUGAUGUCCCCGGAGCUAUUCUGGAAUGUAGGAUGACUGUGGCAGCGGAAUGGGUCAUAUAUUGCGGACAGAGACUUGUGGCCCAGGAAGAGGAUGGGAUUGGCACGGAGAAUUGGCAGAAGUGCAAGGCAAGGUUCAGCAACGUCUCAGAUAAGGCUUCGAUGAGCCCGCAAACUCGAGAAAUCGCUCAAAAGGCAAAGCAGGUCAUGGAGGCUCUGCAGCUGAGAUGA